AUGUCUCAAAUAUUCUUGAACAUUUUCCAGCUCAUGUCACGUUUCACACGCCUCUUAGCCUUCAUUAUAUUAAUGGGCAAUAUAUGGACGACCAGAUCGUGCGCCGGCAUAUCCGGAAAGAGUCAGAUAUUGUUUGCCAUGGCCUACAUCACCAGAUAUUGUGACUUCUUUAUGCAUUAUCACCUUCUUUACCACACCCUCUAUAAGAUAGUAUUAAUCGUCACCUCUUUGGCCACUCUAUACCUAAUUUACGCGAAAUUCAAGGCCACUUACGAUCGAAAUCACGACACCUUUCGCAUCGAAUUUCUCUUGAUUCCGGUCACCCUUUUAGGUCUGUUAGUCAACCACGAGUUCACACCUAUAGAGUUAUGGGUGCAGGUGCUGUGGGCAUUCUCCAUAUACCUGGAAUCGGUGGCCAUUUUGCCGCAACUUUUUAUGGUGUCGAAGACGGGCGAAGCCAAGACCAUAACCUCUCACUAUCUGAUGGCGUUGGGCUCAUACCGGGCCCUAUAUCUCAUGGACUGGAUGUGGCACUACUAUUUCUACGGCCAUUACGACCUGAUCGCCAUUGGGGGCGGAAUUGUCCAAACAGUCCUCUACUGUGACUUCUUCUACCUAUACAUCACUCGGGUGAUUUGGGGCCGCACUCUACUACAGUGUGAUGAAGUGUAG
Molecule: messenger RNA, 672 nt
Organism: Oppiella nova
Lineage: Eukaryota; Metazoa; Arthropoda; Arachnida; Sarcoptiformes; Oppiidae
Source: the annotation of a GenBank genome assembly